AUGGGUAUCUUUAGCAGAUCACGCGCAAAUACGGCAAACGGGAUAUCGCAACCAGUCCUCACAUUCUCCGAUGCAGCGCCUCGAGAUGAUCUUCAAUCGUUGAGAACUUUCGAGUCGUCAAACCCAAGACCGCGUACAGCGAAGCUCGAGAAACAGACUGGUACAACCACAUCAAAUGGGCGAUUAUCUAGGCAGAAGUCGCAGAAAAACGUUGUCCAGGCAUUCGAUUUUACGAUUACGCAGCCUCCCGAGGGUCCUCUGGACCUAAACGAGCCUGUUUGUUUGAAUGGUGGUGGAAUGGAUUCGCAUGCGAUUGGGAUUGCGUUGGGUAGUCCUAGUAUGGUACCACCCCAAUACCAUCCUCGUGAAUGGUCUAGUCCUCCCUCGGAGCGACAGGAUACGACACCAAUAGUCAGCGGCACAGGAUCCUUGCGCCGGAAACCGAGCAAAUGGAGGAAAAUCGGAGGGAUGCUCAUUGGCAGACAAAAUGAAGAAAAAAACACCCGUGAAAAGUUUUAUCAGGUCGAGAUGAACAAGCCCCAGGACGAGACUGUGCGGGUUAUUCAAAACUCAGACUAUGAGCAGCCAAUUGUUAGUGUGUCGCCUCAGUUUCAUGAUGAUUGUUGGGAGGAUAAUCACCAGAAGAAUCCGGCUGAUUCCUUACUAACGGUUAACAUUCCGACGGUGCAGAUGGAGCGAUACAGCGUGAUGUUCCAUGACGUGCUGGGAGAGAAGCCGUCGUCGAAUUUGUUAGCUCGUCGGAGCAAGGCUUUGAACCGGCUUUAUGUGAACGGCAUGAAGCCCGGUCUCGAUGAACGACACAAACCACAACGACGGGCUACAUCACCAUCCACGAACCGCUCCUCAACAUUUACAUUAUUCCCUGGAGUUGCUCAAAACAAGAAUAUCAUCAAUGGCCAAUACAAACCUACCCGUGCUGCCAACGAGUUCGCUCCACGAAGCCCAGUUAGAUCAAACACCUUUCCAAGGGUAGCCAGGAUUAACAAGCAUGACAAUAACCUUACAGUUCCGGAUCUGCCACCUGCAUUAUCAACUGGAGCUUCCUCGGGUUUCUCUUCUGCGGAACCAUCGCCAAUUCCAAUCAAUAUACCCGUCACCACAGCGAGGAACAACAUCAAUCCCAAGAACGAGCCGGUAUGGGAGAUGAUCACCACUAGAAAGGCUUCAUCUGGUUCUCUGGAAGGUACUAGACCGUCUACGGAUGUAGAAGCAUCUCCGAAACCGACUUCGACGCCGACGAUGACCACACCUUUGAUACCGCAGGAACAAACCGUCCAGAAGACAAACGGCCAGAGAGCAAAACCUGCUACAAGACCAUCACUUGCAGUCCUGCCACCCCGAAAAGCUUCCCUACUAGCCUAUGCGGACAAAGCAAAACCGAAAGCCAGAAGCAACAACGGGAUCCAAGAAGACAACCACCCCCUCCUCCUAUCAGCGCACGAAACUAACGCAUCCCCCGUUCGAGACGUUCCGAAACAACCACAACUCCAACGCUCCCAAACAAUGCCCUUACCCCUAAAUUUCACCAAAAAGACAUCCACCCAAACCCCGUCAACAAGCCAAGCAACAGGAACGACAAAGCUCCAUCCAAACCCCUCAAGCGACUCCCUCCUCCUCGACGCAUCCUUCUCAUCCUCAAUCACCUCACCCAUGAUUCCCCAAACACUUGAAAUCUCAAUCGCACGCUCCGUCUCCCUAAGUCGGCGCAUAAUCCCCAAACAGACCCUCGUGCCCCUAGGACCAAAUACGCAUGCUUUCUUCCACAAUGAGAAUGAGCGAUUCGGCGAGUUGAUGGCACAGAAAAGGGUGCCUGUGUUGAUUGAUAUUAGCCCUGCGACUGCGGAUGGUAGUGAUGGGGAAAUAGAAGGGGAGGGUGGUGUAGGGGGUGCAGGACAUAGGUAUCAAAAGUCACAGGAUAUUGUUAUUGAGUCUGCUUGA
Talaromyces marneffei is the source of this 1959-nucleotide messenger RNA. RefSeq lists its product as uncharacterized. The record is from RefSeq and is a predicted model, not a curated record. Lineage: Eukaryota; Fungi; Ascomycota; Eurotiomycetes; Eurotiales; Trichocomaceae. The transcript is spliced from 2 exons. The coding region runs from base 1 to 1959 and encodes 652 amino acids.